This is a messenger RNA of Oncorhynchus nerka (sockeye salmon), 3041 nucleotides long. Its product is annotated as secreted frizzled-related protein 5. Bases 1476 to 2696 code for a protein of 406 amino acids. The transcript is spliced from 4 exons. Gene Ontology annotation, biological process: canonical Wnt signaling pathway; non-canonical Wnt signaling pathway. The record is from RefSeq and is a predicted model, not a curated record. Lineage: Eukaryota; Metazoa; Chordata; Actinopteri; Salmoniformes; Salmonidae. Gene Ontology annotation, molecular function: Wnt-protein binding.
UGAUGGCUAAUCCCUAUUGUCCAGUCAUGCAUCAUUAAGCUAGAUGGGUGAUAUGAAUGAAGGGGACUGGGUCUGGCCCCUCUCUCCCUCCCUCGUUCUGCCUCUCUCUUUCUGUCCCUGUCCCUCUGUGGAGGAAGUGACCUGCUUGUCUGGACAGGAAUCAGGUCACAGCCUCACAGUGGGAGAACCCUACCACCUCUCUCUCCCACAUGCAUGUUCACACACACACGCUGGGGCGCUCACACACACUAAAUAAUAGGUUUAUUACAUUCCCUUAGAUGUAAUCAGCACACAACAGACACGGAUGUCAGAAAUAGUACCAAGUAAUCCUCAUAAAAAGGUCAUGAAAUCAGGCAUUCCUGAUUCGUCUGUAAAAAUCACUCGUUAGUUAGAGGGAUGGGAGAUGGGAUGGAGAGGAGGCUCGGGGUCAGAUCGGGAGAUAAGGGGAAGUGGAGGGGAUCCUUUGAAGAGGGAGUUCAGACUGGAGGGCUUCUUGGGGACAGGAGUGCAGAAAGAGAGCAAGAGAAAGGGUUCAUUUGCCUUUGAAUAGAGAGAGAAAGGAAGGGAAAGGGGAUACCUAGUCAGUUGCACAACUGAAUCAUUCAACCGAAGAGAGGGGAGAGGAGGUGUUCGUGACAUGAGGGGACUCUUUUCCUCAUCUCAAGCUGUGGGGGCGGAAUGGCAAGUCAGGCUAAGUCAGGACAACACACACACCAAGAGAGCAUAACUUCCUGAACACACACACGCAUACAGGUAACUGCCAAAAUAAUGGAAACACUUGAGUAAAUGAGGGAUACAAAGUAUAUUGAAAGCAGGUGUUUCCUGAGUUAACUAAUCAAUUAACAUCUGAGCAGACAUCUGAGCAGACCAAAUGCUGGACAGGCCAUUAUUUUGGCUACGCCCCCAUAGGAUGACAAUGUCCCCAUCCACAGGGCACAAGUGGUCACUGAAUGGUUAGAUGAGCAUGAAAACGAUGUAAACCAUAUACCAUGGCCUUCUCAGUCACCAGAUCUCAAACUAAUUGAACACUUGUGGGAGAUUCUGGAGCGGCGCCUGAGACAGCGUUUUCCACCAUCAACAAAACACCAAAUGAUGGGAUUUCUGGUGGAAGAACAGUAUCACAUAUAUCCAGUAGAGUUCCAGACACUUAGAGUCUAUGUCAAGGUGCAUUCUAGCUGUUCUGGCUGGUGGUGCACCCUAUUAAGCACCCUAUUAAGACACUUUAUGUUGAUGUUUCCUUUAUUUUGGCAGUUAUCUGUACAUUCACACACAAUCCUUGAUAUCCUUAACUCAGUCAUUACUACAGAACACUCACUCAUUCACUCCAAACACAUUGGAGCAAAUUAAAGUGAGUGGGUUUCAUAUCUAAUCCCAUCUCAAGCACUGUCCCACUCCCUUGUACCCUACGCCCUCCCCCCAUCGCUAACCCCCUGCUAGCCCACUCCCAUCCCUUCCCCCACUACUCUCCUAUUCAAAUGCAGAGACAAGCCUACAGAGGUGACGUGUCACCGCCUGCCCAGUAUAAAUACACCAAUCCCCUCCCUGUCAUACAGACCAUCACCACAAACACCCAGACACUCUCUCCUGUGUGGAUUUCCUUUCCUCCUCCCGGGAUGAUGCCCGUUCCUGCACCUCAUCCUUGCACCACCUCUAAGAGGACCUCUCCUCGUGCUCCUGCUCUCCUCGUGCUCGUGCUCCUCCUGCUUCCAGCUGGGCCUGGCUGGAGUGUCAGGCUGGAGGCUGGAGCUGGGAGUGGACCAGAGGCUGGUACAGUUACCAGGACCAGGGUUGGAGCUGGCUCUAGAGUUAGGGCUGGGUUGGAGACUGCGGAUGAGGCCGUGGCUGAAGUUAGAGCUGGUGCUACCAUCCUGUCCAUCAGCAGUGAAGGGCAGUGGGAGCCCCGGAGCUCCUCCCGCUGUGUGCCCAUCCCGGCGGGCAUGGCCCUCUGCCAGAACAUCGGCUACGCCACCAUGAGGAUGCCCAACCUGCUGGGGCACGAGUCGCCAGGCGAGGCCGUCCAGCAGAGUGCCAGCUGGCUGCCCCUGCUCGCCCGGGAGUGCCACCCCGAUGCCCGCAUCUUCCUCUGCUCGCUGUUCACACCCAUCUGUCUGGACAGGUUCGUCUCUCCGUGUCAGAGUCUGUGUGAGUCAGUGCGGGACAGCUGCGCGCCCAUCAUGGGUUGCUAUGGUUACCCCUGGCCAGAUAUCCUUCGUUGUGACCAGUUUCCUGCCAACCACCUCAUGUGUAUCUCCUCUGUCACCAACACCAGCACAGGAGGGCGUAGAGCAGUGCCCCAGGCUAGCUGUCGAGACUGUGAACUGGAGGAGGCCUCGUCUGCCAAGGACGUGCUGGAAACUUUCUGUAGGAGUGACUUUGUGGUGAAAUUGCGUCUCACGCAGCUAAAAUCCAGUCAGGUGAGUUUGGCCCAGUUCUCCCUGGCCUCUCGUCUGCAGGUUCUGAAGCACGGGCCUCUCCUGGGAGGACAGAUCCGCUCCCGCCUGCAGCUGUGGCUGGAGAGAGACGCCAGCUGUGUACGGAACAUGACGCGGCGUCAGCCCCAAGGCGGGACCUUCCUGGUGACGGGAACGGUGCAGGGGGAAUGGCUAGUGGUCAACAAGGCCUUUGCCUGGAACAAACACGCCAGGAACCUGAUGGCUGCAGCCCGCAAGUGGAAACAGCACCGAUGUAGAGGCUAGCAGGGGCUCUGGCUAGGAGCUAAACUUGAGGUCUGAAAUGGAUCUGAGCAGAGAUAUAGGCCUAGGUGUACAGAGUCAGGGAUGUGAUUAAAACACCAUAUGACAUCAGCAGAGAGAGAGGAGGUUGUUUGGGGGAGGGUACAUCUCUAUGAUAGACUUCCUGGAUUUGAAUCACAUCCUUGGAUAGCUGGAUGUUUCAGAGAGCACCAUCCUGAGCUCAGGAGAGGACGCCGCAAAGGACCUUCUGUGUUUCCUGCAAAUGUACAUAUCUAUAAAUUAUAAGUAAAUAUCACUGAUCUAUAUUUGUAAGUGGUUGACUGGAAUGAAAUGAGUGUUUUCAAAGUG